CGGCCGGCCUGCUGCUGCACCUGAGAGUCUGAGGGGCACUGGAGGGGAGAGGAGGAGGCAACCGCAGCAGAGCGAGGCAGAGGGAGAGAGAGUGCCAAGAUUGCCCUCCGCUUCGUCCUCACUCCAGCCAUCCAGCUUUGGAGGGAUCUGUCUGGUGGAGCUCAGCUGCGUCGACAGCUCAACCCAGCUCUCAUGGUGCUGCUGGUGGCGGCGGCUGCGCUGCGGAAAAGCUCCUGGUGGUGGUAGUGGUGGUGGGGGAUCACGGUAAGGUAAGGUGGGGGAGAAAGUUGUUGCGGCUGGUGCGGGCUGCCCAAUUCUGCUGCAAAUUCUCUUUCUUUGCGCUCCCGCUCCGGGUGGUGGUGGUUGUCGUUGUUGUUGGCGGCGGUGACUGAGUGGACGAUGAUUACGUUCGUGGACUCGGCGGCCGGGGAGCGGGGCGACGACAGGUGCCUGGACCCGCAGCUGUGGCACGCCUGCGCCGGCGGCAUGGUGCAGAUGCCCGCCGUCGGCUCCAAGGUCUACUACUUCCCGCAGGGCCACGCGGAGCACGCGGCGGGCCCCGCCGACUUCCCGCCGCCCGGCGGCCGGGCGCCGCCCUUCGUGCUCUGCCGCGUCGCCGCCGUCCGCUUCAUGGCCGAUCCGGACACCGACGAGGUCUUCGCCAAGAUCCGCCUCGUCCCCGCCCGGCCCCAGGACGCCGCCGACGCCGACGACGCCAUUGCCGCCCCCGCGCAGGAGGACAAGCCCGCCUCCUUCGCCAAGACGCUCACGCAGUCCGACGCCAACAACGGCGGCGGCUUCUCCGUGCCGCGCUACUGCGCCGAGACCAUCUUCCCAAGGCUCGACUACUCCGCCGACCCGCCCGUCCAGACCGUGCUCGCCAAGGACGUGCACGGCGUCGUCUGGAAGUUCCGACACAUCUACCGCGGCACGCCACGCCGCCACCUGCUCACCACCGGCUGGAGCUCCUUCGUCAACCAGAAGAAGCUCGUCGCCGGGGACUCCAUCGUCUUCAUGAGGACCGAGAACGGGGAUCUCUGCGUCGGCAUCCGCCGCGCCAAGAAAGGGGGCAUCGGUGGCCCGGACGUGCUACCCCCGCCGCCAUCACCGGCUACGGCGGGUGGCAACUACGGUGGGUUCUCCAUGUUCCUGAGGGGAGACGAGGACGGCAGCACCAACAGCAACAGCAAGAUGAUGGGGGCGAGGGGGAAUAAUAAGGCGAGGGCCAGGGUGCGGCCGGAGGAGGUCGCCGAGGCGGCCAAUCUUGCCGUCAGCGGACAGCCGUUCGACGUGCUCUACUACCCGAGGGCCAGCACGCCGGAGUUCUGCGUGAAGGCGGCCUCGGUCAGGACGGCCAUGCGCACCCAGUGGUGCGCCGGCAUGAGGUUCAAGAUGGCCUUCGAGACGGAGGACUCGUCCAGGAUCAGCUGGUUCAUGGGGACUGUGUCGGCCGUGCAGGUGGCUGACCCCAUUCGAUGGCCCAAUUCACCUUGGAGACUUCUUCAGGUGAGUUGGGAUGAACCGGACCUGUUGCAGAAUGUGAAGAGAGUGAGUCCAUGGCUGGUUGAGCUCGUCUCAAACAUGCCAUCCAUUCAUCUCGCUCCGUUCUCGCCUCCUCGGAAGAAGCUCUGCGUCCCGUUCUACCCCGACCUCCCGCUCGACGGCCAGUUUCCGGGCCCGAUGUUCCACGGAAACCCACUCGGACGCGGCGUCGGUCCGAUGUGCUAUUUCCCGGACGGUACUCCUGCAGGCAUACAGGGAGCCAGGCAUGCUCAAUUUGGUAUAUCUUUAUCAGAUCUCCACCUUAACAAACUGCAGUCGAGUCUGUCACCGCACGGGCUUCACCAGAUCGAUCACGGCGCGCAGCCGAGGAUCGCUGCUGGGCUGAUCAUCGGUCACCCGGCAGCUCGAGACGACAUCUCGUGCGUGUUGACCAUUGGUAACCACCAAAAUAACAAGAAAUCAUCAGAUGUCAAGAAGGCUGCACCCACCCAGUUGAUGCUCUUUGGGAAACCCAUACUAACGGAGCAGCAAAUAACACUAGGUAAUUCUGGGGGUUUCUCUCCAACUGCUGCUAGGAAGAGCCCUUCUGAUGGGAGUGCCGAGAAGUCGGCGAAUAACUCUGAUACUCCCAGCCCAGAGAGCAACCAGAAUGGUCAUACAGAGAACUUGUCCUGUGGAGGAGUUCCAUUGUGCCAAGACAACAAGGUACUUGACCUUGGGCUGGAAACCGGGCACUGCAAGAUAUUCAUGCAGUCUGAGGACGUUGGCCGCACGCUCGAUCUCUCUGCUGUUGGCUCGUAUGAAGAGUUGUAUGGACGGCUUUCUGACAUGUUCGGCAUCGAGAAAGCUGAGUUGAUGAGCCAUCUUUUCUACCGUGAUGCUGCUGGGGCACUCAAACACACUGGAGAUGAACCUUUCAGCGACUUCACAAAAAUGGCACGUAGGCUGACCAUACUAGCGGACACGAGGGGUGGCGGCGAUAGCGUAGCGAGUUAGAAGGAAGCUCCUUGCCGCUUGUAUAGGUGGGGAGGAGCAGGCAAUUCUUUGCGAGCAGACUCUGAAGGCGAACUGCCACUUGCAACCAAGCAGUGGUGCAGUUCCAAGAAGGCAGCUUCAGUUUUUCACCUGAUUAGAGGUCCCAGAAUGGGAUUGGGACAGGUUAUGUAAUCUCCAGGAACAAAUUGUUUUCUCUGCCCUGUGUGUGUUCACUACUCAUUAUGUACUACGGAUUGGUGUGAUCCACGAACGAUUUCUGUCGUGAAUGCAGUAUGAAUGCGCCAUUGCAGUUCCUGGAA
Molecule: messenger RNA, 2798 nt
Organism: Lolium rigidum
Lineage: Eukaryota; Viridiplantae; Streptophyta; Magnoliopsida; Poales; Poaceae
Product: auxin response factor 18-like
Exons: 4
Coding region: 400-2499 (699 amino acids)
Biological process (GO): response to hormone; regulation of DNA-templated transcription
Cellular component (GO): nucleus
Molecular function (GO): protein binding; DNA binding
Source: RefSeq, a predicted model, not a curated record